AUGCGAGACCCUAAGGCACCUGAUGUUCAUCAACGGUACCGACUCACGGUGGAUUGUAGACCUAUCAAUCGCCUUCGUUUGGUCUAUGACUCCGAGAAGCGCUUCGUCUAUUGUGCAAAUACGGGUGAUAGUUUGCAUGAGAUAGAGAAGCCGAAGCUCACCAAGCAGUUCUUGACUACGGCUUUGCUCCAAGUCCAGGACAUUCCGUCGGACCGUACCUAUUCUUUUGGUCGGCUCGAUCUUCAACAUGCAUUCUACAGUAUUCAUGUUGGCCCUGCCCUUUCUCGCCUCUUCGCAGUUGCUGCAAAGGACCCAUCUACUAGGCGUUUGCACCAUUAUCGGUUCACGACGUUGGUGCAAGGUUGGAAGUUCAGCAGCCUACUUUUUGGUCUGGGGACUCUUAAGAUUGUGACGGAAUUCAUCCAGCCGGCCUUGGACAAACGGCAAAUACCGGUCACAGUCAUCUGCUAUCAGGACGACUUGUUGUUCUGCGGAGAUUCUGAUGAUGCCAUCCGUCAAGCUAUGGUUGUUGCUAAAAAGAUUCUCCACAAGCUGAAUUUCAACACCAACGACCAAAAGCAGGAGGGGCCGACUCCAGCCAUUGACUUCUGUGGUAUGCGUAUCUCGUCCACUGGUGUCACGCCAUCUCCAUCGCGCACAGUCUUGACGGAGGCCGCUGUCGAAAAUGCGCUGUCAACGUUCUCUAAGGGCCUUCCUUUCUAUGCCAAGAACAAGAAAGGCAAACGGCGCAAGCAAUCG
Molecule: messenger RNA, 759 nt
Organism: Perkinsus marinus ATCC 50983
Lineage: Eukaryota; Perkinsozoa; Perkinsida; Perkinsidae
Exons: 1
Source: RefSeq, a predicted model, not a curated record